Messenger RNA from Temnothorax curvispinosus, 1458 nucleotides. RefSeq names its product acetylcholine receptor subunit alpha-like 1. The transcript is spliced from 8 exons. Gene Ontology annotation, molecular function: transmembrane signaling receptor activity; extracellular ligand-gated monoatomic ion channel activity; neurotransmitter receptor activity. The coding region runs from base 54 to 1346 and encodes 430 amino acids. NCBI's taxonomy places the organism in Eukaryota, Metazoa, Arthropoda, Insecta, Hymenoptera, Formicidae. Gene Ontology annotation, biological process: chemical synaptic transmission; regulation of membrane potential; monoatomic ion transmembrane transport. The record is from RefSeq and is a predicted model, not a curated record. Gene Ontology annotation, cellular component: membrane; neuron projection; synapse.
GCUGCUAUAAAGAGGAUUAGUUAAAUCAGAGCCGUUGGCUUGUUCAAGUCAAGAUGAGAAUAAUACAAGUGUUCGGAUUUUUCCUAAUUCUCUGGCAUGGUCAAUUUGCUUCUAUUAUCAAUGAUGCACCACAUUCAGACACAGUUGUAACACGGGGGUGCAAAGAUUUGGAAAGUACGACACCGCUGUUGCGUCUUAAAAAGUAUCUUUUUUGCGAUUAUGAUUUCACUGUCCGUCCGAACCAUCAUAAAACAGUUAUCAACGUGACUCUCAAACUGAUGCCGAAAAUGAUGGAAUUCGCCGGGGAGGGUAUACUGACGCUUCAUAGUUGGAUGUCAUUGUCUUGGACGGACACGUAUCUUACCUGGACAUCGAGUGAUUAUAAUGGAAUUACUUAUAUUCACGUGAAAUCCUACGAUAUUUGGUUACCCGAUUUGCAUAUUUACAACUCUGGCGAUAUGUCGAACGAUGAAUCGACUUUUGACACAGAAUGUUUGCUUUUUAAUACGGGCUCUGUCAUUUGCGUGCCAUCUGUAAAAUAUAUUUCAAAAUGCGAUCCUGAUUUUACUUAUUGGCCUCACGACCAGCAUACAUGUAAUAUCACACUCGGCUCAUGGUCGCAUACAGGAGAGGAAAUCGAUGUCCAUCUAGAUGGAACCGGAGUAAACAUGAAUGGCUACGAGAAUAGCACAGAGUGGGACUUGAAAUUGUUAAACGCAGAGAAAAUAGUGAAAAAAUAUAAAUGUUGUCCAAACGAUACUUUUCCAAAAAUUGAUUACACAUUUUUAUUGACACGGCAUAACGACAUAAAUCAUAGAUCUUACGUCACACCAGCCAUCUCUUUGAUAUUCCUCACUCUGACGGUGCUCUGGUUGGAUUCAAGAUCGGUUGAACGAGUAGCAAUCGCGAGCGUAAAUUUUAUUUGCCACUUACUCUGCAUGUUCGAUUUACAUUGGUUAGUGCCGUACAAUGGCGUUAAUCCUCCUAAUAUAAUGCUGUUCUACCGCGAUUCCUUGGCAUUGGCUACAUUCGCGUUAAUUCUGACAGCCUUGUUACGUAAACUGCAAAACAUGAGUAUGGAGAUGCCAAGUUGGAUGUUUUCUACGACGACGUUCAUCUUGAGCAACAGGGCUGGUCGAUUUUUGGUCUUGAACGAUGAGGAAUCUAAGAUAGCAGGUGGAGGUAUAGUGGCUGAAGACAGCUCGGAUCUUCCAAAGUCCGGAAUGAGGAUGAAAGAAUCGUCCUGGAGACAUUUCGCCGCUAUCGUUGAGUGGUUGUCAUUCUUCUGUGUGAUCCUCAUCUAUGUUAUCAUCUUAAUCACUCUUGUACCUUCGGGAGCAAAUUAAUCAAUGGUGCAAUCCAAAUGUUCUCCAUAACGUUUAAAAUUCUUUUAAACAAUAUGUUCUGUUUGCCAUUUUGUGGAAGAUCAAAAUAAAUAGUUUGCAUUUUUAAAUAAAA